Messenger RNA from Gossypium arboreum, 2169 nucleotides. RefSeq names its product aldehyde dehydrogenase family 3 member H1. The record is from RefSeq and is a predicted model, not a curated record. The coding region runs from base 466 to 1938 and encodes 490 amino acids. Lineage: Eukaryota; Viridiplantae; Streptophyta; Magnoliopsida; Malvales; Malvaceae. Gene Ontology annotation, cellular component: cytoplasm. Gene Ontology annotation, molecular function: aldehyde dehydrogenase (NAD+) activity. The transcript is spliced from 10 exons. Gene Ontology annotation, biological process: aldehyde metabolic process.
UCGUCCCCUCGAGAAUUUAAAUUUGUUUUCUUUAGUAGAAUAUUGCUUUUGGCGGAUACCCCCAAAUUUGAUAAAAACAGCCACCACCACAUUUUAUUUAUGUAAAUUUAAAUUAACCCAGAAUUCAAUAUUUUAUUUGUCCAAGACAGCCGGAAUAAAAUUAAAAGAGAGCCCAUCAGGCACGCGCUCAGUUCUACGCGUGUAAAAUAACUCUCGGUAAUGAGUUGACGAAUGACGAAGGAACGCCAUAGAUAAGGCGCCAAGUCCACGACUCCUCCACUAUAUAUAUGGAUGCGGCUAUAUCGUUACUUUUAACGUGACGCCUGCGUUUUCUUUAAGAAAAUCUAAGGCAAAUCAGUAUUGUCAGUUUUAUUUUGCUCGCCUCUUCUAUAAGCAUCAAGUUCAAAGUUUGAAUCCAAUAUCGGUUUUGUUAUUGUUUUCUCUGAGCUUUAUUUUUGGAUAAUAAUGGCGAGCGAAGUGGAGAAGAAGGCGGUUUUCGAUAUAGAUUCCGCGAAGGAAGUGGUUCAGGAGUUGAGAGCUAGCUUCGUAGCGGGAAAGACGAAAGACUACGAAUGGAGAAGAACUCAGUUGAAAGCCAUGUUGAAAAUGAUGGACGAGAACGAGCCGCAAAUUGUCGCCGCUCUUCGCGACGAUCUUUCCAAGCCGGAACUCGAAUCCUCCAUCUACGAGAUAGCAAUGCUAAAGAACUCCUGUAAAUUGGCACUGAAAAAAAUGAAGCAUUGGAUGAUGCCAGAAAAGGCAAAAACUUCAUUGGCUACAUUUCCAUCAUCCGCUGAAAUAGUAUCUGAGCCAUUGGGUGUCGUGUUAGUAAUCUCAGCAUGGAACUAUCCUUUAUUGCUGUCUCUUGAUCCGGUUAUUGGAGCUAUUGCAGCUGGUAAUGCUAUAGUCUUAAAGCCAUCAGAAAUUUCUCCAGCCACUGCAUCAUUGCUUGCAAAGCUGGUAGCGAAUUACAUGGAUAGCUCUUGCAUAAAGGUUGUUGAAGGGGCUGUUCCUGAAACAACAGCACUACUCGAGCAAAAGUGGGACAAAAUAAUGUAUACAGGCAAUGGAAGAAUUGGACGCAUUGUGAUGGCAGCUGCUGCAAAGCACUUAACACCAGUUGUUUUGGAGCUUGGAGGAAAGUGUCCAGUUAUUGUUGAUUCAGGCAUCAAUUUACAGGUUGCAACUAGGCGGAUAAUUGCAGGCAAGUGGGGAUGUAAUAAUGGACAAGCCUGUAUUUCUCCCGACUACAUCAUUACAACAAAGGAUUAUGCUGUGGAGUUGGUAGAUUCUUUCAAAUGUGAAUUGGAGCGAUUUUAUGGCAAAAAUCCAUUGGAGUCAAAAGACUUGUCUCGCGUAGUGAAUUCUAAUCACUUUGCCCGUUUGCUAAAGCUUUUAGAUGAGGACAAGGUUUCAAGUAAGAUUGUCUAUGGAGGUGAAAGAGAUAAAUCGAACUUGAAGAUUGCUCCCACUAUCUUGCUUGAUGUCCCACAAGAUUCACUGAUCAUGAAUGAAGAGAUAUUUGGUCCACUGCUUCCAAUUAUCACGAUUGACAAAGUGGAAGACAGCUUUGAUCUGAUAAAUUCUGGAACAAAACCACUAGCAGCAUAUAUGUUUACCAAUAACAAGAAGCUGAAAGAGAAAUUUGUUGAAAAAGUCUCUGCAGGGGGUUUGGUUAUCAAUGAUACUACUGUACAUCUUGCUGAGCCCACUUUGCCAUUUGGAGGAGUCGGGGACAGCGGAAUGGGUGCCUACCAUGGGAAAUUCUCCUUUGACACUUUUAGCCAUAAGAAGGCUGUUCUUUAUAGAAGUUUUGCUGGUGAUGCACCUCUAAGAUACCCACCGUACACAAAUGGAAAGCUCAGGUUACUAAAGGCUCUUCUUGGUGGUAGCAUAUUAGGCAUAAUCCGUGCUUUGAUGGGAUGGUCUAAGGCUUAAAAGAGAAAACCUAUGUGGUUAUCUCUGUUGUAACUUUUUAUUAUUUUUUUCAUGUUAUGCAAUUUACUGAUUUCAAUAUAUUUUCAAGCAUGUAAGUCAGUUUAAAGACCACGGUUGUAUAGUUUUCUUUUUUCGCUUAAAAUCAAUGUGAUGUUCAUAAUGUAGGUAUCAUGAUUUGAGAAUCAUUUUAUAGGAAUGAAUUGGCACUGAUGCAGUUCAACAUUGUAAAAA